This is a messenger RNA of Coregonus sp. 'balchen', 13309 nucleotides long. The record is from the annotation of a GenBank genome assembly. NCBI's taxonomy places the organism in Eukaryota, Metazoa, Chordata, Actinopteri, Salmoniformes, Salmonidae.
GGCUGUCCAACAGAGGGCAGUGUGAGAUUUGAACAAUCCCACAGUAAGUUUCAUUUUCUUAUUUUUCUCAUAUCUCUCAUUAUACUGCAUAGCUCAGUUCUGUGGUCACAUAAGGCUUUAGUGAUGUUUAGGGUCUUCAAUCCUACCCUUGAUCACAAUGCCUGUUCAUUUGGUUGAGUGUAAUGAUCAAGUUAAUUUGAUCAUUGCAGCAGCUUACUCACACCAGAAAUAGGACUAUCAUAUGUUACAACACUCUAACCAUAAAUUCUAGUCAAUCAACUAAGCAUUGAGAGACAAGCAAAAGCAAUGAACAACAACAAAAGUGCUAUUUUAUGAGGGAGGGCUGACAUACAGUAGGCUACAUGUUAGCGUGGGCAGAGUUAGAGAUGGCAUGCAUUUGCGGCAUUGACAGUUUAGGGGAAGGGGACACACAAAUGCUGUCUACUCAUCAGAGGGAAAGUUGCAUGGUAACAUGCAAUAUUUCAUCACCAUUCUGUAUGUGAUGUAGUUUACACAUGGUUGAUAUUCCAGUAAAAUAAUAAUCCGCAACAUCUGUUACUGUACACUUAUAGCUCUGUUCUCUGUAGUCAAAAGUACAGUGGUCCACUGUCCUUUAUGUUUCCAAAGGUCAUUGUUACAGCAGUGUGCCACUAUCUGUUACUAUCAUCUCCUUCCUGCAAUCUGUCUUCCAGCUCCACUUUCCCCACUUUGUCAACACUUCACCUCGCUGUUAUUUGUCUCAAAUUAUGGGUGUUUUUCCUUUCAUGAGGAUGUUGUGUAUGUAGUAACAUGUCUACAAUGUUAAGUAUUGCAGUGCUCAUCAGCCCCAAAUUCCCCCAAAUCUGUUGUAUAACACAAAAAGACAGGGGUAUACUAUUUGGCUUACCCCUUUCUUGGUAAGGGUCAGGUACAUUUAUUUGUAUUUUUAUGAUUACACCCAGGGAUCGAAUGGAGGGGUGUGAGAUGGGAUGGUAUCUCUCUUGUUAACAAAAAAUAUAUAGUGCAUCUCUCUUGUUAAACUUUUACUGCAGUGGGCUAAAUCAGUCACACAGAGUGAUUCCUUGGUAGUCUUCAACAAAUCUACUUUGAAAUAAAAGUAUACACCUCACACACAUGGUUAUGGGCUUAAAAAGAUAAGACAAAUGUACAGUACAAUGUCAGAUAUAGAGUUUAAAUGUAUUAUAUUUUGAGUGCCCAAUAUUACACUUUAUAUACAUCACAGAUGACAGAAAUGUUACAAAACUGUUUGACAUAGAGAUACCGGAUUUUCAUUAGUUUUUUUUUAAAUAAUCUUAAUUAAUUAUGAAAUUAUGUAAAAUAUUAAUAACAUUCCACCCAUGAGGCCAAAGAGGGCGCUUUUGGUCAUUGACUACAGGAAAGGGCUACCUUGAUUUUGACCAUUAAUACACUUAACACCCCUCCCUGCCAAUGCAACUAUAUACUAUUCCUCCUGUUCACUUUUCACAAUUUGUCCCCAGCUUACACCUGUACACUGUCUGUUGUUUUGGUAGCUCCUCCGGUCUCCUCAGGUCCUCGCUGUUUGUCUGCAGUCAGAAUCACCCCUCUGACAAGCAUGAAAGGCUCUCCUGACCUAAUUCCAGCUGCAGGUGAACACACUCAUUGACUCCUCCACCCCUCCACUCCUCCGUCUCGUUUAACUUUCAUCAGCCUGUACUCUAGGACACCUCUGAUACACUGGAUAUGCCGAGGAGGAUCCUUUCAAUACUCACUUGCUAACAAUGUGCAUUCACUUUAAACAACAGUAAGCUAUUAUAAUAAAUAAUAUGCCAUUUAGCAGACGCAGACGUGCAUACAUUUUUGUGUAUGGGUGGUCCCAGGGAUCCAACCAACUACCCUGGCGUUACAAGCGCCGUGCUCUACCAGCUGAGCUACAGAGGACCACAAGUAUUAGUAUGGGAGUAUUAGUGUUGGCCUGGAUUUGACAUUUACAUUCUAUUUUUAUACUUUGCGGUAACAUGGAUUCCCUCAGGAACUGAGGCAAUAGAGCUGUGUCUCAUGGUGAUUUGACGCUCACUGAGAAUAGAUUCAAACAGUGUAUAAUUGUGAGGAUGUUUCACACAUUUUGGCAUUGAAGAAUGAGUGACUAUGGGCAUCCAAUGUAAGAAUCGAGUGAUAACAUCCUUGCAUGUACCUGUCUAUCUGUCUGUAGAGCUGGACCCUACAAGGGUGUGUAAAGGGAAGGGGGUCGUGACUCUGAGGGCCACUCUGGUCCACAUAGACGAUGAGGACUGUGUCAGUGAAGAAUCCAAUGUCGAAACAGCACCAAGUAAGUCAAACAGAACGCUACAGCUGCUCUCAAAUCAAAUCGUAGAUAUUACAUCAUAUGUACAGUAUAUCUAAUAUCUCUGAUAUUAUAUAGAGUUUUCUUUCUAAUACAGAGUCGAGUGAUACGCUAGCAUAGCUCUGUGAAAGUGGGCAAGUUAGAGGGCUGAUGUCUAGCUGGAUUAAUAGCUGAUGAGACAAACUAUUUAAAAGUGGAAGGAAAUGUUCCCGUUAACAAAAUAACAUAUUGUAAUAUAUUGAUUAUGUCAUAGUAUGAAUCACUAACAUUAAUGACUAUUUAGUCAUUUGUUUUCCAUAGUGAUCUUGAUGGAUUUUGAGAAGAAUUCACUGUAUUCCCAAGCUUUUCUGUUCAUAGAAGUCUUUAUUUUAUUUUAUUUUUGUCAUUUUUAGCAGAUGCUCUUAUCCAGAGCGACUUACAUGAGCAAUUAGGGUUAAGUGCCUUGCUCAAGGGCACAUCGACAGAUUUUUCACCUAGUCUGCUCAGGGAUUAGAACCAGCAACAUUUCAGUUACUGGCACAACGUUCUUAACCACUAAGCUACCAAGUCUUAAAAUGUUUGAGAUACUUCAUGAAGUUCAGCUGGACUCACUUAUACCCAUAUUUCAGUAUGUUUUGAUAUUAAAGUGAGAUAACUUGACACAUUUUUAAGUGUAUUUAUAUUUGGUUUCCCAGCACAACACAGAAUCAUUGACCAUGAUUGCUCAUAUUUUCAUGUGUUUCGUCAAAGACCCCUUUUGUUCGGACCUGCCCACUGCACUUUGGAAAAUGUAUGAGCCUUGACUGUGGACUUGUUUGUUGCGUUCAGCACGUUAGAACUGGGCUGGAGAUUGGCCAAGGCUUUUGGGAAGAUGCUUUAAUUGCGAGCCUGAAUAUAAAGGCCAUUGGAACAAACAGCCUUUACAGACCACUGAAUAGGCGCCUUGUUCUGAUAACAAAGUUCACAGAUUGUGGGAGAAUCAUUAUUUUAUUUCUCCAUGGGGAUAUUAGCAUCUCUGUACGGGAAAAGCACUAUGGGAAGCUUUUUGUCCCCGCAGGAUUAUCCAGUGAUUUAUUUAAUUGAGGAUUAAUUGUUUCCUGUUUGUAGUUUGGUGAUCAACUUUGAAACAGGUUGAUCACCAAAAGACAAACAUUGCCAAGAGUACAGUAGUUUGUUUGUGUAUCUUUCAGUAUUGUUAGGUUUCUGAGAGGAUCGUCUUGCACUGCUAUUUGCUGGAUUGUUUUGGGAUCAUUUCAGGUAGUUGGAUCGGCCAGAUCAAUGGAGACAGCUCUCUAACAGGAUUGACUGAGGGAUGCUUCCACGACAUCACAGCUGAUUUACCUACAGUCAAUAGAACUCAACUCCAGGUAUGUAUUAUCUAAUCAGUGAAUAAGCUUUUGUUAAUUUCCCCUAUUUUUGGCAUUUAGGGAUAAUACUGUAAAUUGAAUAAUGCUAUGCUUGUUUAAUGUGAUUAAAAUCAGAUUUAAUUGUGAUUUAAAUAGCUCUAUUUGGUGUAUUUUUGCUGUUGAGUGUCAAUUGUUAUUAUGUAAAUGUAAAUGUAUUAUGUAUUUGCAAAACCAGAAUUUAUUAAUACGCAACUUCUUGGCCUUUUUACUCAUACUAUCCAGUUUAUUGUUAUUAUCCAAAACUUCUAUAAGAGAGGAACAGCAUCACUUACGAGUUUUAUUCACUCAUUACCAGGGAAAUUAUCCUGUGAGCACAGAAGAACACCAGCUUCCUGCCUCCUCUGACAUUCAGAACCAUAUUACUUUGACAAAGGCCCCCUCUGCCUACCCAUCCACCACCAACACUGUCAACCCAAACAUAGUUCUGCUACAACACAACAGAGGUAAGCACUUCUGAUUCUGGGUAGUACUAUAUGUGGGUUAUGGGUGAAAUUGCCAUGCAAACAGUUGACCACACUGUGAAGGAUGGACUCCAUUGAUUUGUUUAAAUGGAAAGUUCAGACACUGAAAGCUUUUUUAAAUCAAAAGUAUGGAAAAUCAGAUAAAUCAGGUACAACAAUGCUUCAGUGUUGUCAAGGCGUCAGUGUAAUGCGGUAGGACGAAGUCAGGCGCAGGACACAGAGCUAAUCGAAAAAUGUACUUUACUCGUAGGUAUCUUAAUGAACAUACCUCCACGCAGGGAGGAACAAACCCGCUCACGUGUCACCCGCAAACCCGCUCACACAGUGUGAGCCAGAGGGUUAAAUAAGGAAGACCUAAUUACAUGAUGGGGAACAGGUGAGACCAAUACAAACAAAACAAGUAGAACAUAGAAACAUGGAUCGGUAGCAGCUAGUACUCCGGUGACGACGAACGCCGAAGCCUGCCCGAGCAAGGAGGAGGGGCAGCAUCGGCUGAAUUCGUGACAGUACCCCCCCCCCCCCCCCCCCCUGGAGCCGCGCGUCAGCCCCGGCCUCGGGGACGGCCAGGAGGACGCGGAACAGGGCGAGUCGGAUGACGACGGUGAAAUUCCCUCAACAUGGAGGGAUCGAGGAUGUCCCUCCUAGGGACCCAGCACCGUUCCUCCGGACCGUACCCCUCCCACUCCACGAGAUACUGCAUGUCUCGAAUCCAAGAUGGAACGGACCGAGUACGCCGGUGCCCCCUCGAUGUCCAGUGGGGGCGGAGGAACCUCCCGUACCUCAGACUCCUGGAGUGGACCAGCUACUACCGGCCUGAGGAGAGACACAUGGAACGAGCGGUUAAUACGGUAAUUAGGAGGAAGCUGUAACCUAUAACAAACCUUGUUCAAUCUCCUCAGGACUUUAAAUGGCCCCACAAACUCGCCUUUUGUCGCCUGAUGGCCCGCUGCAGGCGUACAUGGGCAGCGUUCCAGGUCUCUUCCAAGUGCCGAAACCACUCAUCCACCGCAGGAGCCUCGAUCUGGCUCUGAUGCCAAGGUGCCAGGACCGGCUGAUAACCUAACACACACUGAAACGGAGAAAGGUUAGUGGAGGAGUGGCGGAGUGAGUUUUGGGCCAUCUCUGCCCAGGGGAUAAAACCCGACCACUCCCUUGGCCGAUCCUGGCAAUAGGACCGCAGAAACCUACCCACAUCCUGGUUAACUCUCUCCACCUGCCCAUUACUCUCGGGGUGAAAACCUGAGGUCAGGCUGAUCAAGACCCCCAGACGUUCCAUGAAUGCCCUACAGACCCUUGAGGUGAACUGGGGACCCCGAUCCGAUACAAUAUCCUCAGGUACCCCGUAGUGCCGUAGGGAGACCUGGCAUAGGAAUGAGACGGCAGGACUUUGAAAACCGAUCCACAACGACCAGGAUCGUGGUGUUCCCUUGUGAGGGGAGAAGGUCCGUAACAAAAUCCACCGAUAGGUGGGACCACGGCCGUUGUGGAACGGGUAGGGGUUGUAAUUUCCCUCUGGGCAGGUGUCUAGGUGCCUUACACUGGGCGCACACCGAGCAGGAGGAAACAUAAACCCUCACGUCCUUGGCUAAAGUGGGCCACCAGUACUUCCCACUAAGACAGUGCACUGUCCGACCGAUGCCAGGAUGACCAGAGGAGGGUGACGUGUGAGCCCAAUAGAUCAAUCGAUUGCGAACCUCGAGCGGCACGUACAUGCGACACUGGGGGGGGAGUGGGCUCGGUACGUAACGCCCGCUCGAUGUCCGCAUCAACCUCCCACACCACCGGUGCCACCAGACACGACGCCAGAAGUGUGGGAGUGGGCUCAUUGGACCUCUCCUCUGUGUCAUACAGUCGGGACAGGGCGUCUGCCUUAGCGUUCUGGGAACCUGGUCUGUAAGAAAGAGUAAACACAAAACGAGUGAAGAACAUGGCCCACCUUGCCUGGCGAGGGUUCAAUCUCCUCGCCACCCGGAUGUACUCCAGAUUGCGGUGGUCAGUCAAAAUGAGAAAAGGGUGUUUAGCCCCCUCAAGCCAAUCCCUAAACACUUUCAGAGCUUUAACCACAGCUAACAGCUCCCGGUCCCCCACAUCAUAGUUGCGCUCCGCCGGGCUGAGCUUCUUCGAAAAGAAAGCACAGGGGCAGAGCUUUGGUGGCGUACCCGAGCGCUGAGACAGUACAGCUCCUAUCCCAGCCUCGGACGCGUCCACCUCAACCUGGAAUGCUAAGGAGGGAUCCGGAUGAGCCAGCACUGGAGCCGAGGUAUACAGGUCCUUCAGGUGACCAAAAGCCCUGUCCGCCUCAGCUGACCACUGCAGACGCACCGGUCCCCCCUUCAGCAAGGAGGUAAUGGGAGCCGCUACCUGACCAAAGCCCCGGAUAAACCUCCGGUAGUAGUUGGCAAAACCCAAGAAUUGCUGCACCUCCUUCACUGUGGUUGGAGUCGGCCAAUUACGCACGGCCGAAAUGCGGUCAAUCUCCAUCUCCACACCUGACGCAGACAGGCGGUGCCCUAGGAAGGAGAUGGACUCUUGGAAGAACAGACAUUUCUCCGCCUUCAGAUACAGGUCAUGCUCCAACAGUCGACUAAGCACCUGACGCACCAGGGACACAUGCUCGGCCCGUGUAGCGGAGGAUAUGAGAAUGUCAUCAAUAUACACCACUACACCCUGUCUGUGCAGGUCCCUGAAAAUCUCAUCAACAAAGGAUUGGAAGACUGAUGGAGCAUUCAUCAACCCGUAUGGCAUGACGAGGUACUCAUAGUGCCCAGAGGUGGUACUGAAUGCUGUCUUCCACUCAUCUCCCUCCCGGAUACGCACCAGGUUGUACGCGUUCCUGAGAUCCAAUUUAGUAAAGAAGCGCGCCCUGUGCAAUGACUCCGUCAUACUAGCAAUCAGAGGUAGUGGAUAGCUGUACUUCACAGUGAUCUGAUUAAGACCACAGUAGUCAAUGCACGGGCGUAAGCCCCCAUCCUUCUUCUUCACAAAAAAGAAACUCGAGGAGACAGGGGAAGUGGAAGGCCGAAUGUAUCCCUGCCUCAGAGAUUCGGUGACAUAUGUUUCCAUAGCCGCCGUCUCCUCCUGUGACAGAGGAUACAUGUGACUCCGGGGAAGUGCAGCGCCUACCUGGAGGUUUAUCGCACAAUCCCCCUGUCGAUGGGGUGGUAAUUGAGUCGCCUUCUUUUUACAGAAGGCGAGAGCCAAAUCUGCAUAUUCAGGCGGAAUGUGCAUGGUGGAAACCUGGUUUGGACUUUCCACCGUAGUUGCCCCUACGGAAACACCUACACACCUCCCCGAGCACUGACUUGACCAUCCCUUGAGAGCCCUCUGUUGCCAUGAAAUAGUGGGGUCAUGAGAGGUUAACCAGGGAAGCCCCAACACCACUGGAAACGCAGGAGAAUCAAUCAGAUAGAGACUAAUUUUUCCUCAUGACCCUCCUGCGUCUUCAUCCAGAGUGGAGCUGUGACCUCCCUAAUCAGACCUGACCCUAAAGGGCGACUAUCUAGGGAAUGUACAGGGAAGGGUACAUCAACAGGCACAAUAGGAAUCCCUAAACUACGGGAAAACUGACGAUCAAUAAAGUUCCCAGCUGCGCCUGAAUCUAAUAGCGCCUUAUGCUGAGAAUGAGGGGAAAACUCUGUAAAUACAACAUCUAUACACAUAUGCGCAACAGGGAGCUCUGGGUGAGUCGGGUGCCUACUCACCUGAAACGGUCCACCAGUGUUCUGCCUACUGCCUCGACUCCUUAAAGACCCUCCCCAGCACCGACCAGCAAUGUGUCCUCUGCGGCCACAGUUGGUGCAGGGGACGGCCCCUCUACCGGUCUCCCUAAGAGCAGCACCUCCGAGCUCCAUAGGGGGAUGGAAUGGACGGCCCCUGAUCCGGACAUCCGCGGGUGGCCAACAGGUUGUCCAGCCUGAAUGACAUAUCCACCAGUUGGUCCAGGUUAAGGUUGGUGUCCCUGCAGGCCAGUUCCCGACGAACGUCCUCCCUUAGGCUGCAUUGGUAGUGGUCGAUAAGGGCCUUCUCAUUCCAUCCUGCGCUGGCAGCCAGAGUCCUAAAGUCCGGGUGCAAAAUCCUGUGCACUCCUCUUCCCAUGUCUGAGGUGGAAUAGACGUUUGCCCGCCGCUCUCCCCUCCGGUGGAUGAUCGAAUACCGCCCGAAAGCGGCGGGUAAACUCCUCAUAACGUACAGAUGCUGCGUCUAUUCCUCCCCACUCGGCGUUGACCCACUCGAGCGCUUUCCCGGACAGACAGGAGAUGAGGGCGGACACGCUCUCGUAUCCCGAGGGAGCCAGGUGGAUGGUUGCCAGGUAUAGCUCUACCUGGAGCAGAAAACCCUGACAUCCGGCAGCUGUACCGUCGUAUGCCCUCGGGAGCGAGAGCCGAAUCCCACUGGACCCAGGUGGUGAAAAGGUGGACAGCGGUGUAGGUGGUGGUGUAGUUGGAGGAGGAAUAGGAAAACCUCCUCUCUCCCAUCGCUCCAUAGUAUUCACCACGCGUUCCGUUGCGGUGCCGAGAGCCUGGAUCAUGGUCGCUUGUUGUUGGACGCGUUCCUCCAUCGAUCCGGCUGGCAUGGUUGUACCUGCUGACUCCAUAUUUGGUGCAUGUUUCUGUCAAGGCGUCAGUGUAAUGCAGUAGGACGAAGUCAGGCGCAGGACACAGAGCUAAUCGAAAAAUGUACUUUACUCGUAGGUAUCUUAAUGAACAUACCUCCACGCAGGGAGGAACAAACCCGCUCACGUACGACAACCAAAACAUGAACAAACACGCACACCACACAGUGUGAGCCAGAGGGUUAAAUAGGGAAGACAUAAUUACAUGAUGGGAAACAGGUGAGACCAAUACAGACAAAACAAGUAGAACAUAGAAACAUGGAUCGGUAGCAGCUAGUACUCCGGUGACGACGAACGCCGAAACCUGCCCGAGCAAGGAGGAGGGGCAGCCUCGGCUGAAUUCGUGACAAGUGUCCUUCACUUUGUGUGCCGAUAGCAGUUUUGUUAUCAAUAUCUGUUUAGUCGUCAGACAUUGCUGCAUUGUUUUUUGUGCAUUUAUGUGUCUGGGAUAGAGAGUCCAGUGAGACUGACUGAAAGGCUGCUUGGACCUGUCUGUAUGUUAGCCAACAUGGAUUGACCAGCUCAGAGCAGCUCAGACUUGACCCCUUUGAUUAGCUUUGUUUUAUUGUCCUUUGCCCAUCUCUGUCCUCUCCUCACAACAGAGCAACAAAAGCAUAUUUCUAGAAUGAAAGGUAUGCUCUGAAGUUCUAGCAAAUUGUGUGUUGUCUACUGAAUAUUUGUGCAGUGCUUCCUCUGUCGUAGUUCCAGCCCCUGGCUGGACAUCAUUCAGUUUCAUUACGCAAUAAUAAAGGCAAUUUAGCCCCUUUUUCGUCCAAAUAGUCCCUUCCUGUUUCAGUCCAAUACCACGGAUGGAGAGUACCCCAUACAAUACCAUGAUAUCUUAUUAAAAAAUGACUUUUAUAUAUAAUUUGGUAUCUCAAACUAAGUAUUUUCAUUGCCGUGGUAUUUUUGUGUAAUCUUGUUCAUAAUCAUGUUUCACCAUUAAAAUUAAUGUAUAUCAUUUGCAUAGUAUGCUUGUGGAUUAUAUGGGGUAAACUGGUUGCCCACCAUUUAUGUAGACCUAAAGUACAGUGCAUCUACUACAUUUUGACUAGUAGAACCCACUGUAGGGCUUCUCUUCCCUUUGACACAGCAAUGUUGGCUUUUUCAGACCCCGCCCCAGAGAGGGACAAAUCGCCUGAUCCAGGACCUAUAAUUGGGGCAGAGAGGGAACAGAGCCAACACCCAGACAUGGAUGGCAAGAGGAUGAGGUUCUCACAAUCCCCCGUCUUGGGCCCACUGAACCAGCCCAUCGUGCCAGUACGGGUAAGAAAACAUUACGUUACUGUAUAAAGAGAGGACAGUAGCCUGGUCCCAGAUCUGUUUGAGCUGUAUAGCCAACUCCUAUGUUCGUGGUCAUGCCAAACAAUGACAACAACUACAGCUAAGAACACAAACCUAUGAGUCCAGAUGUUAUGAGUUGUGCAUAAUUGUGUAAGGCCCAAAAACAUUGUAAUUAACUUUGUGCCUUUUUAAAAUAAUCUUCACAGGGCUUUUUUCAUUUGAUGCUGAGGAGUACACAUGGCCACGGGAAGAUGUUUAGGGCUGGGGGGGGGUUCUCCCCGUGCUGCUGAUGGCUAUUUUGGUCCGCUCAUACAGGAGUAAUAAAGGCCCAGUGUAGUACUUUUUUUUUUUUUUUUUUCUGAUUUAUCAGCACCCCUACUUCCUGCAGCCAUGGGAGUAAAUCAAUAUGCCUCACUGCCAAUCGCUAAUCUACUUUUACCCAUAUAUUUGUCAGAACCCCUGUUUAUUUUUAGAUAUGGCAAAAACCAUGACUAUGUUAUUUUCAGAACACAGAGAAGUCCAAGGACUGGUACAAGAACAUGUUCAAACAAAUACACAGAAUUCCAGGUAAGGGGAUCAUAAUGAAAAUCUAACUCACUGUUCUCGUGUGUGUUUGACUUGAUGUUGACCUGCGUGUCAGUUGUUUCUGUCAAGCCGUUGUCUUUGUGAGUCUGUGAGUGUGUUCAUUGCUGUCACGCUGUGUGUGUUUUGUGUCUCUGUCGCCUCGCUCAGAACCUGUUGAGGAAAACCCAUACCGCCCCACCUACAUAUUCCCUGAAUCCUAUGAUCCUAGGCAGAUGAAAACCACAGGUACCCAGUAGCAAUCAUGGCUUCACUUCCUGACUUUACUAAUCAUGUAUAAUCCCUUCUUUAUAAUGCCCUUAUUACUGCAUUGACUCUGCUUUUGUUACUUACCAUUGCCAUGAUAGAAUUGAAAACGGGUCUGUAAAUGGAGCACUUGAUUGCUUAGCAAAACUAAGAGUGAGACUAAUAGAAAACUACACUGCGAAUUCACUUUAACUGUUGUCUGAUAUUUAACAUUAAUGCAAAAAAUAACAAUUUGCAUUAACUAAUCCAUACAAAAUAGAUUGUAAGCUCUGCUCAUGUUUUAAAAUGUAUAUAUUAAUGUACAGAUAUUUCCUGGCAAGUCAAGUUCUUCCUGAACAAAAGAUGCAGUACUGUAGCUAGAUUGGGAACAUUUGAGCCACUAGAUGGUGCUCAAGUGCGUAGAUUACAACAACCAAGCGCGACAGAGAGGCUCUGUAUGUACUGUACAGGCAGUAGUAGACCACACGGCCUGUGUUCCAUCUACAGUAUAUUAUUAGCCUUUUUACACUAGACUAAAUUCAAUCGGGUCUAAUCGGUGUAAAAACGCUCUAUUUGUGUGUGCAUGUGCAUUCAGUUAUUCUGUAUUGACCCACUGAAAUAAUAGUUAUUUAGCUGUUUGUACUAUCUAACAGUUGACAGUUGUUUUUAAAUCAUAAAUGCCAAGCAUGUCUAAUGUAGGCUUACAUCCCCUUGCAUGCAGUUUUGUACAGUAUAUAUGUACUGUGUAUAGAUCUACUUCCUUUCCCUUUGUUUCUGCUCAUGUCUGCUUCCAGGCAAGCUGAUAUGUCUAGUUAUUCACUGAAUCAAUCAAUCAAUUGAGCAAUAAAUCAAAUAGUUGAUCGAAGAAAGUUUGUACGAAAUGUGUAGACUAUUCCGAAAUUUCCAAGAACUGCAUUACUUAUUCAUAAGGAUGUUAAUCGAUUGGAUCUGUUUAUAGAGAAGUAAUGCUUCUUCUGAAGUGUUUUGACUGACACAACCUAUGAAAAGCACUCUAUUUACAGUGUGUUUGAAGAAAUAUAAUGUCUGAACUAAUGGAAUAAAGGACGUACUGUACUGGGCAAUUACAGAAGAGGAAGAGACGCUUACUGUGCCCUUUGAAGAGCUGUACCCGGUUUUAUAGCCUUAUAUUUGAUAUAAGGCUCUGGCUAUACCCUGCGUUACAGCAGAAAUGUAUGAAAUACAUACUGUAUCUAUCAGCAUAAUGUAUUUGAAUUAACAAUGAGUAUUGAUUUUCAGCCAUCAUGAUUAGAUGUUUAUUUAAAAAAAAGCUGGCCUCUCCUGGAAAGCUAUUGUUGUAGACGCAUGGUCUGUAAUCCCCCCCCCCCCCCCCCGAACAUUUUGUUUUAUACAUGUUUUAUUCUUAAUCACACAUCUGUUGUAGAUAUCUUAGAGCAUGUGUUGAGGCAAGGUUAAUCAACUGUACAAAACUGACACGUUAACGCAAGGUUUCCCAAACUCGGUCCCGAGUUGGUUAUUUGAAUCAGCUGUGUAGCGCUAGGGCAAAAAACUAAACGUGCUCCCGGGGGGCAGGACCUAGUUUGGGAAAGCCUGCGUUAAGGUGUCAGUCUUGUACAGUUGAUUAAUGUAGUAAACACAUACUUGACCUUGCCAUUCUACAAGUUCACUGCUUGUAACAUUGCUAUAAUAAGCAGUUCACAGAAUUCUGUCAUUAUAGUGUGGCACUGGUGCUACCAAAGCGACCUCUACUGGUUAUAUUGAGUAUCUUAAAUAUGUAGCACCACUAUAACAAGCUCAUUAACAGAUAAUAGAUUGGGUCACCCUUGAUUAACACUGCAUAGCAUAGACCGUAUACAAGUGGAACUGCCAGUGGAUUGACCUAGUGUUUGUUAUAAUCUUGUAGCAGGCUAGUAAGUACAUGUUUAUAGUCAAUAAAUAAUCAUGUUUUUUCUCUCUCUUUCAGAUGAUGGUCACUCCCCCAACGGUUUUGUGGAAGAUGGUGAGUUUUGGCAAUUGUCAUGCUCAUAGAUUGAGAAAUUAAUAUAAUAUCUAUAUUGUGAUCUCAGUAGCAUGAUCUUUGGAUCUUGUUUAAAUGUACUGUACAAUCACAUUCCCUACUCAGACACUUUACAUUGACAUUUUAGUCAUUUAGCAGACGCUCUUAUCCAGAGUGACUUACAGUUAGUGAGUGCAUAAAUGUUUCAUACUGGCCCCCCGUGGGAAUCGAACCCACAACCCUGGCGUUGCAAGCGCCAUGCUCUACCAACUGAGAUAUAGGAGGGACUUAACACACUGAGAAAAUAUUUCAGAUUAUUUCAGUUUAAGCUAAACAUUACAAGCUGCUUUCAUAGCAGUGUCUGUUGUUCUUGUGUGUUUAUUUUCAGUGAAAGGGGUCCCACGGUCAAAAAGUGCUGCUGAAGUUGACCAUAGGUUGUCUAUACCUGUGCCAACGCGGUCCUCUUCCCUCAAACCUUCCAAA